AUGGAUUCAAAUCGAAUUGCUCACAUUACAACAACAACAACAGGAUCAACAACAUUGAACAAUAAACAGCAAGGUUAUCAAUCAAUCACAUUACCUCAAGAUAAUCAACAACGCUCUCAAUAUUUAUCAAUAUUUCCACCACCAACGUCAGUCAUCACAUUAGGUGUCAAUGAUCAUCUAUUGUUACCGAAUGUACUAAAUAGUCAACUUGGAACCGAUGAAUUAAUGAGACGUCAACAAGCAAAAGAUUUAACGAAUACAUCAUUCUUGCCCUCUAAUGAUGAUGAUGAUGAUCAACAACAAUUUUGUUUAUCUUCCAUGGAUGCUAAAGAAUUAUCGACAAGAUUACAAGUCAACGAAUCAAUUAUUACGUGCAAUGCUAAUCGAUUACGUUUAAUUUGCCAGUUACUUUUUGGAUAUCAUGAAUCGUUUCGAGCUAAUGUACUCUCAAGAAGUAAUAUCGCUGUGAAAGAUCCAACAUUCUAUUCAAAACGAAUGUCUUUAGCAUUAGAAUUUUUCUUACAAAUCGAUGUUGAUACAUUCUAUAUGAAAACAUGUCGAUUUCGUGAUGCUCAACCUCAUCCAUCAACACUAGGUCUCUUUUGUAACGAUGAAUUACCACAAGCUAGAUAUAGUAUGGUUCCAUGUGGUGAUGACAAUUGCCUAUGUUGUCAAACAAUGACAAAUCAUCAACAAAGUUCAUUAUGGUCUACAAUUGAUUUUGCAAAUAGUUCAAAUCAUCGUUUUGUCAAUGGUUAUACAACUUCUUUGAAUUGUCCAGCAACAUGUCAAACGUCAAAUAUUGUUUAUGUGAUGACAUGUGUAUGUGGUAAGUAUGAAUUUAUGGAUUCAACAUCGAAAACACUAGCUCAUGCUUUAGCACAUCAUCGAUUGACAUGCAAUCAAAUGAUACAUAGUAUCUUAACUGGUACUUCAAUCUAUCAUAUGGCAAUGACAUCAGCAGAACGUACUCAACAUCGGAUUAUGAAACGAAUGCGUCUCUAUCAACAUUUAGCUCAUUGUUCAACGGCACUUCAAUGGUUUCUUGAACGAAACCCAAAUUAUUGGUGUUUUAUUCCAAUGUCUGAAAAAGACGUAGAAACAGAAGAUACUCUAUAUAGACAAGUUCUUCAUUCUACCCGAUCGGCAAUCUAUUUUGUACCACCGACGAGUUCAGAUCAUCAACGAAAAGUAGACGAACUUAUGAAUUGUGUGCCAUUAUCAUCUGAAGGACGUCAUUUCUCAUGCUUACAAAUAAAACAAGUAAAAUUAUUUUUCGAUCAUUUUCUCUUAAGUGAUAUUGGUCAAUCUCCUUUUGUUGAAACCGAUAUGUAUCAAAUGAAAAUAAUUGCUGUUUUACCUGUUGAUGAUUCAAUUCUGUUACGAUAUAUUAUUGAAACAUUGUUCAUUAUUCAUGCUGAAACAAAAUUAAAUAUGAUAUGUCCAAUUGGUGGUGAUCCUCAAAAACGUUAUGGUUCACCUUAUGAUGGAAAAUGGUAUGAUAAUUUAAUACGUCCAGCAACUCCAACUCGAGAAACGAUCGUUUCAGUAAUUCAAAUGACGAAAGAAUAUAAUCAACGUCCAUUUCACAAUCCUCAACAAUAA
Messenger RNA from Rotaria sp. Silwood2, 1605 nucleotides. The record is from the annotation of a GenBank genome assembly. NCBI's taxonomy places the organism in Eukaryota, Metazoa, Rotifera, Eurotatoria, Philodinida, Philodinidae.